Molecule: messenger RNA, 1449 nt
Organism: Zea mays
Lineage: Eukaryota; Viridiplantae; Streptophyta; Magnoliopsida; Poales; Poaceae
Product: RNA binding (RRM/RBD/RNP motifs) family protein
Exons: 9
Coding region: 663-1181 (172 amino acids)
Biological process (GO): protein ubiquitination
Cellular component (GO): CCR4-NOT complex
Molecular function (GO): nucleic acid binding; ubiquitin-protein transferase activity
Source: RefSeq, marked predicted
UGCUCUUGCAUUCUCGCAAAGUGCUAUAGAGGAGCAACGGUACCAGGACGCGUCAAGGUUGACAAAGCUAUCUGGGACCACUUUUGUAAUUGCCAACUCUUCACUGAUUAUUUUCCUAUAUGUUGCUCCAGAAUAAAUGGUAAGUGUUGAUCGGUAAUUCUUGUGAACGUAGGUAAUACUGAAUCUCUGACUGUUUGUGACCUAUAUCCCCUGAAAACCUGAAUCUCAGAUUGCUUUAGCUUAGCGCCUACAUGGCAGUCCUCUUGUCGUGAACAUUUUGAUCUGUGUUCCGUAUAUGCUUGUAGGAUCAUAGUGCGGUGGUCAUGGGAUUGGGAUCUGCUCCGUAUUUGCAGGGUGAAGCCUUCGUGUCUCCUCGAGGGAAAGUCACUGACCUUUCUUGGGACGUGGACCACUGACGGCCCCCGUCAUCCCCCAUGACGGUGAUCCUAGGGUGAAGCCUUCGUGUUUCCUCGAGGGAAAUCUACCAGUGCGGGAUUGAUUUAGUCAGCACCAUUGGACACAGGGUUUAGUUCCAUUGCCUGGACCCAUCAAUGAAUCAUGGUGCCAAGGUCUUGAUGGUUCGACUUCAAGGUACUGAUAUUCUCCAGGACUAUUGUUAGCAUCCCUUGUGGUCCAUCUGCAUUAGCAGUGAAGAAAGUCGCAUGGGGACUUGCUUGAUAUGUUGUUAUUGCUCAGACAUGGCUGAGAAGGAGGAAACAAAGGGCCGCUGCCCUGCCUGCCACACACGUUAUGACAAGGAUAUGAUCGUCAAGAUGGCCGCCACUUGUGACAGGACAGUGGCAGAUAAAAAUGCGGAGAAGAAGCAAAAGGCCCAAAGGGUUAAGCCAAAGGCAGCACCAACAGCAACAACAACAUCAACCGUAGAAUCUAAGAAGCAUCUUGCUACUAUCAGGGUUAUCCAGAGAAAUCUGGUGUACAUAAUUGGGCUACCUGCGCAUUUAUGCAAUGAGAGCGUACUUGAGCGUAGGGAGUACUUUGGUCAUUAUGGGAAAGUUUUGAAGGUUUUAGUUUCCCGUCCGACUGGGCCUCCCUCUCAGCAGGCAUCAGCAAACAGCAGUAUUAGUGUGAGAUAUACGUGGAGCGUCAGAAUUAUAUGUGCAUCUACAAGAACAGUUACAACAAUUCUCCAUCAGGUUGAUGUUCAUACAUCUCAGAUAUAAAUGUGGGGGAGACGGUGCCUCAUCAAUGAUGAGUAGGUUGAUUCUCAUCUAGCGGCACCAUUGCUCACUACAACUGGUUUGCUUGAGCAACUUAAUGUCACUCUCAAGAGGACCCUCCUUUCGACCGACACCCUGAAGCACCACACAAGCUUUAGAAAGUCGGAAUUGUACUUCGUAUACAUAAAUUACAUGAUAUUAUAUGUUCAUGUAAUUCUAUGUUGAUUCUUUAGAAAUAAUAUAUAUGAUAUUGUAAUGUGUGUUCGACAUC